Molecule: messenger RNA, 1619 nt
Organism: Andrographis paniculata
Lineage: Eukaryota; Viridiplantae; Streptophyta; Magnoliopsida; Lamiales; Acanthaceae
Exons: 8
Coding region: 46-1521 (491 amino acids)
Source: RefSeq, a predicted model, not a curated record
AACAGCAGAGCCGAAAGGGGAGCGGUUAUCUUGUGGUCGUCGGCGAUGUCGUUAAUCUCCCGCGCCAUUCACACCCACCACCAACCCAACCUUCUCCCAAUCCCUGCUCUCAAUUUCAAUUUCAAUUUCAAAUUCAAGCAAUCUCGCAUCCACUGCACCAGCCAUGGCGAUGCCGACGUCCGGAGGAAGAUGAACACGAAACGCCCCAUGAACAACAACCCUGCUCGCAAGAAGCCUUCCUAUGGAACCUCCAGGAGGUCCGUCCUCAAGAAAAGCUUCUCCCAGGAGCAGGUGGAGUUCAAGACACCCAUUUCGAGCGAUCCUGUCGUCGGGAUUAUUGGAGGGGGCAUGUCGGGAAUUAUUUGUGCCCUUUACUUGGAGAAGAGAGGCGUCAAAUCCACUGUUUUUGACACCGGAAUUCAUGGAUUAGGGGGCAGAAUGGGAACAAGAAUUAUUGAUCCCCAGCCCUUAAUAUUUGACCAUGCAGCCCAGUUCUUCACUGUUACUGACCCGAAGUUCGCUGAGUUAGUUGACCUGUGGUCCAAGAACGGUGUUGUUCGUGAAUGGAAUGGUGUUGUCGGAGAGAUUGAAGCUGGAGGGUGUUUUGAUCCAUUUCCUUCUUCACCUCCAAGAUAUAUAGGUGUUAAUGGGAUGCGCCCACUUUCUGAAUCCAUACUAUCCGAGACUUCGAUGGUGAAUGUGGUACGCCCUUGUUGGAUUAGUAAACUGGAGCCUUAUAAUGGGAUGUGGUACUUGAGUGAGAAGGGGAAGGCCUGUGGAUGCUUUGAUGCAAUUGUUAUUGCACAUAAUGGAAAGUGUGCAAAUCGGCUUCUUGCAUCAUCUGGGUUACCACUAAUUGCUCGACAAAUGAAGAAGCUUGAAUUGAGUUCUAUAUGGGCUCUUAUGGCAGCAUUCGAGGAUCCUCUCCCUCCACUCAAGUCUGGGAUCCCUUUUGAAGGAGCAUUUGUCAAAGGGAUUGACUCUCUCUCCUGGAUGGCAAACAAUACAGCAAAACUUUUGGGUCCUCAUAUCAAUGGUCCCCAUUGCUGGACCUUCUUCAGUACAACAGUCUUUGGAAAGCAGAACAAAGUGCCUCAGGAAAGCAUUCCUUCCGGUACAGCAGAAAAGGUAAAGGAAGCCAUGCUUGAAGGUGUUGAAAGUGCUUUAGGACUACAAAAGAAUUCUCUUAAAAGGCCAUUCUACAGCAGAGUGCAAUUGUGGGGUGCAGCUCUUCCUACUAAUUCUCCCGACAUCUCCUGCAUAUUUGAUCCUCUCGGAAGAGCUGGAAUAUGUGGCGAUUGGCUGCUGGGAUCGAGCUUAGAAGCUGCAGCUUUAAGUGGAAUGGCUCUUGCUAAUCAUAUUGCUGAUUAUUUCCAAAGUGGCGGAACUUGCCCGGAUCAGUUUGCUGUAGGGUUGCAAAGUGAAUUUCGAGCUAUUGAAGGACAUGAUAUCGGGCAGUUUCCGGGAUUAGAAUCUGAAGGACAGAUAAACAAAACCCCUGACUUGCAACCUAGCAUUUGAGGUAGUUGAUAGAAUCUUGUCCAUCAGUGUUCAAAUUAUACAACUAAGAGAUUACAUGUAGAUAUCUAUUGAUCGCUCAUUAUAUGAUUCCUUUUUUC